This is a messenger RNA of Caenorhabditis briggsae, 1386 nucleotides long. The coding region runs from base 1 to 1386 and encodes 461 amino acids. The transcript is spliced from 8 exons. Lineage: Eukaryota; Metazoa; Nematoda; Chromadorea; Rhabditida; Rhabditidae. Gene Ontology annotation, molecular function: alpha-tubulin binding. Gene Ontology annotation, cellular component: axoneme; mitotic spindle. The record is from RefSeq and is a predicted model, not a curated record. Gene Ontology annotation, biological process: mitotic cytokinesis; mitotic spindle organization; cilium-dependent cell motility.
AUGUCGUCGUUUAGGAGCUACGAAGACCCGGCUCAAGACAUUCCUACCGAAGAUAUUCUAGAACAGUUUGGUAGUGAUCCGGCACCGAGAAGACGUCACCAGCUGAAGUACAAAAAUGGAGAGUGCUUUGUAGCUGAAGAAGAUUUGGUUCAGAAUUAUCCAAAACAACGGAGCUUUCAUCAUUCUUGCAACGCUGGACCACUACUUCAUGAAGCGGAAGCAGCAAAUUCUGCAGUAUUAUCUUUUGAUGCAUACGCAGAAGAAGACGGGAUUGAUGAAGAGAUUCAUCGUAUUCGAAUUUUCAAAAUCAAUUAUCAUUUAAAUGAUGAUACCGUAACUGUUAAUGAACCAUUUGUCGACAACACUGGCUAUCUACAUGGAAGAAUUUUUCGCCGUCAAAAAGUUCCCGCACCUAAUCGUAUCGGUAAACCAUACAUUCAUUGGAGUGAUCUGAAUGUUGGAUCUGACGUAAACUUGUUUCAAACUAUUUACAGAAUUACUUCAUGCGAUGGAUUUACUAGAAACUUUCUUGAAGAGCAUGGAAUCAAGGUAAAUGAAGAUGAAGAACUCCCUGAAGAUCCUUGGUUAGUAGGACGUCGCGGUGCUCCACGAACUGCCCCGAAGCUCCCAGACCAACGAGAAUUCAUAAACAGACCGCCAAUGUUGGUCUAUCGUUGUUGUUGGCUAGAUCACAUGAACGAUUUCCAUGGUUGUCGUAUGAAAAGAAUUUUCAAAAUGUUCGUAUAUUGCACCGAUCAUACUGUAGCUCUCAUUGAAGAAACCAAAGAAUUUGAAGGACAACUGUUCCUGAAAAGAAUAGCCAUCCCGUUUCCAACGCAACCAGAAAUGCCCCGACGAGACUAUCGCUGGUGGGACAUUCGUCCUGGAGUUUGGGUGGAUGUGUUUUGCAGACCAAUGUUUGUUUAUGAGUGUGCCAACGACGAGACCAAAUCAUUCAUUCGUCAACAAUUUGGGGAGACUGAUUUUGCAAAUUACAGUAGCCAGAUUCUGGAAGACGGACCACCACCAACUCAGUUCUUCAAUUCUCCUGCGAUUCUUAAGUUCCGUUGUACCAUGGUAUUGAAUUCGACAAAAAAACACAUUAAUCAAAAUUUUCAGGUUGAUGCUCCAUCUGUACUGUACGGUCUUCACUUUAUAUUGGAGUAUGACGUCAAUCGGAGAUUGGUGAACAUUUCAGAAGAAGGACGGAAGACAUGGACCGAGGGAAGAGUGUUUUUGAAAGACGUCGACGCUUCUACAUUCAGUGAGAACCAAUUCGCACCGGGAAGAAUUUUACAAUUCUUCAAAUGGCGUUUCAAUUUGGUCCAGUCAAGUUUGGAAACGGACAAGUAUCUUCGUUGGAAGCAGACUCCUAGUCACAAAUAG